GGAGGGAGGUGGGUCGGGGGUGGUGAAACCCGGGGCGCGGCGGGUCCGCCUCUUUUCCAUUGAUGAAAUUUAAAUUCCUCGGGGUUUUGCCUCCCGCCCGCCGGCCCGGGAGGGACUGACUGCUCGGCGGAGGGGCCAGCGCGGCGGGCGGGCUGCGCCCAGCGGGGCCGGGGCCGCUGUCUCUCUGUCUGUCUCUGUCUCUCUCCCUGCCUCCAUCCCUCCCUCCCCGCCGCUCGGCGGCAGCCUGCCCUCCCUCCCGGCCCUUCCCUCCCGGCCCUGGGGUAAAACCAGCCAAAACAAGUCAGCCUGUGUUUAUAAGAGCAAAGUAUUUAUUUUAUUAAAGAGCGAAAAUGGCAUCUUUUGCGAAAGAUUUCAGCAAAGCAAUGUCUCAAGCUGGCAGUUCACAGUUUCAGGAAGUCAUUCGACAAGAGCUGGAGUAUUCCAUGAAAGUAGAACUUGAUAAGAUACUUGCGACUGCACCUUCAAAUGAGCUAGAGCACACUAAAAACGAUCUGGAAGGAUUUAAGAAGCUAUUUCAUAGAUUCCUACAAGAAAAGGGACCAUCUGUGGACUGGGGGAAGAUUCAGAGGCCUCCAGAAGAUUCUAUCCAGCCCUAUGAGAAGAUAAAGGCCAGAGGACUGCCUGAUAACAUUGCUUCUGUCUUGAACAAGCUGGUGGUGGUGAAACUCAAUGGCGGCUUGGGCACAAGCAUGGGUUGUAAAGGCCCAAAAAGUCUUAUUGGGGUGCGGAAUGAGAACACCUUCUUGGAUCUGACAGUUCAGCAGAUCGAGCAUUUAAACAAAUCCUACAACACUGAUGUUCCUCUUGUUCUCAUGAAUUCCUUCAACACUGAUGAUGACACUAAGAAAAUCUUGCAGAAGUACAGUCACAGCCGUGUGAAGAUAUAUACUUUUAAUCAAAGCAGGUAUCCUAGAAUUAACAAGGAAACUCUGCUGCCCAUAGCCAAGGAUGUAUCUUACUCAGGAGAGAAUACGGAGUGCUGGUAUCCCCCAGGCCAUGGAGAUAUCUACGCCAGUUUCUAUAACUCUGGUCUGCUGGACAACCUUAUCGCAGAGGGGAAGGAAUAUAUUUUUGUAUCCAAUAUAGAUAACUUGGGUGCCACUGUGGACCUUUACAUUCUUAACCAUCUUAUGAAUCCACCCAAUGGGAAACGCUGUGAAUUUGUCAUGGAAGUCACAAACAAAACCAGGGCGGAUGUGAAGGGUGGCACGCUCACGCAAUAUGAAAACAAGCUGAGGCUGGUGGAGAUAGCUCAGGUCCCAAAAGCACACGUGGAUGAAUUCAAGUCUGUGUCAAAAUUCAAAAUAUUCAAUACCAAUAAUUUGUGGAUUGCUCUGUCUGCGAUUAAAAGGCUGCAAGAGAAAAACGCUAUUGACAUGGAGAUCAUUGUUAACCCAAAGACUCUGGAUGGAGGCUUGAACAUUAUCCAGCUGGAGACUGCAGUAGGUGCUGCUAUUAAGAGUUUUGAGAACUCUCUGGGAAUAAACGUACCUCGUAGCCGUUUUCUGCCUGUUAAGACCACGUCGGAUCUCUUGCUUGUGAUGUCUAAUUUGUACAGCCUUAAUGCUGGGUCUCUAACAAUGAGCGAGAAGCGUGAAUUUCCAACAGUGCCUCUUGUCAAACUGGGAAGUUCUUUCACAAAGGUUCAAGAUUACCUGCGGAGGUUUGAAAGUAUUCCAGAUAUGCUGGAGCUGGAUCAUCUCACGGUUUCAGGUGAUGUUACAUUUGGGAAGAAUGUUUCAUUAAAGGGAACAGUUAUCAUCAUUGCAAAUCACGGGGACAGAAUUGACAUCCCAGCUGGAGCGCUACUAGAGAACAAAAUCGUAUCUGGCAAUCUGCGCAUCCUGGACCACUGAGUCAGUGACAGGGCACGGUCAGUUCUGUAGACUGCUGUGCUAAACCAGCCUUGUAAUGGAAGAACCUUUUAAGCAUUAGAAUUAUAAGUACACAGAGGGCCUAUGCUUUGUCAUCUUCACAGUACCCUGCAGUAUUAAUUUAAAAUUAAUUUCUCUUGCUUAUCUUUUUAAGCAGACACACAUAACGCAAUGGAUGUGCGUAAGUAAUGCUUCAGUCCUUAAAGAGAUUCUGUAACUCAGUUAAUAUAACCUUGAAGUGCAAUACUGUUUGUCUUGAGGUAAGAUGGACAGAUCUUCUUUGACAAGAAGUUAAGAGGCUUGCCUCUAACAUUUAGUAGUUUUGAAUUGCUUGUAACUGCAGAAAUAAAGCUGUGAAGCAAUACAUGUGGGACAACACGGUUAGCUACUCACGUGGCUUUUAAUGAAGUGUAAGUGGCAGGCACAGUUGAAAACCAAAAGUUUCACUACUGCUAAACGGGCUGUUAAAACCCCUGUAUUCCAUGUGCUCACAACUCUCCCCAGCUCUAGCCCUCUCCAUCCCCCACGGCCUGCAGGCGGGAUGUCCCCAUCCCAACUGUACGUCAAGGUGCUGGGGUAAGGCUCUCAAUACCUCCACUUCUGUAUUGUGAGAGUGGGAACCGGUGCUGUUCCAAACUCGCCCAAAGAAUCUAAUACUUGAGAAAAAUGCCUCAGUAUCCACGUGUGGUGUUUGCUUUUUCACAUCCCAUUUAAGACUGGAUCUCUCGUUAAUAUCUUAAUCCUUGAUCUGCCCUCUUUUUUUUUUUUUCAAUAAAUGGAUCAUGUUGACUACACACAUGUUCAUAUUGUCACAGCCAUGUAUGUUAAUUUAUCUUCUCUCGAGUCAUUUCUAAAUUUGUACAGGAACGGAAAUCCCUGUCCCGAUCACUAUUGAUUUCUUAAUGUUUCUCUUGUAUUUACAUGCAGACAACUUUAUUUUAUAAGCUUAGUAUAACACUGGUAUGUAUCAUUAAAGAAGUUGGUCUUUAAAAACAA
Messenger RNA from Chroicocephalus ridibundus (black-headed gull), 2891 nucleotides. It is a transcript of the gene UGP2, whose product is annotated as UDP-glucose pyrophosphorylase 2. Gene Ontology annotation, biological process: UDP-alpha-D-glucose metabolic process; glycogen metabolic process. The record is from RefSeq and is a predicted model, not a curated record. Gene Ontology annotation, molecular function: UTP:glucose-1-phosphate uridylyltransferase activity. Gene Ontology annotation, cellular component: cytoplasm. The transcript has 10 exons. Lineage: Eukaryota; Metazoa; Chordata; Aves; Charadriiformes; Laridae. The coding region runs from base 351 to 1877 and encodes 508 amino acids.